Molecule: messenger RNA, 4647 nt
Organism: Anneissia japonica
Lineage: Eukaryota; Metazoa; Echinodermata; Crinoidea; Comatulida; Comatulidae
Product: folylpolyglutamate synthase, mitochondrial-like
Exons: 12
Coding region: 96-2006 (636 amino acids)
Biological process (GO): tetrahydrofolylpolyglutamate biosynthetic process
Cellular component (GO): cytoplasm; cytosol; mitochondrion
Molecular function (GO): tetrahydrofolylpolyglutamate synthase activity; ATP binding
Source: RefSeq, a predicted model, not a curated record
GAAAAACAGAAACAUGUGUGUGGUAGAAUACAAGCAUUAUUAAUUUAUCAUUCACAUGCAAAAUACGGUAAAUCGAUACUUUGUGCGCAAGUGCCAUGCAUGGCCAAGGAUUUCAUCUACCAAGCUGGGCUAAGAUUCUUAGUUGUUUAUUUCGUGGCCAGAGAAUGAUUUCCACGGUACAAAAGACAUAUGAGGAUGCUGUGUCAGCUUUGAAUACAUUGCAGACAAAUGCUCAAGUUCUUGAUAAAAUACGUCAAAGAAAACAGCCGGGAUGUCCUUCAAACAAUCUCCCUACUGUUGUCAAUUUUCUGAACAGAGCAGAUAUGACUGUUGAUGAACUAGACAGUCUGAAUAUCAUACAUGUAAGCGGAACUAAAGGCAAAGGCUCAGUGUGUGCUCUUUGCGAGAGUGUGCUGCGUGCAUGUGGUUUCAAAACCGGCUUUUACAGUUCGCCGCAUUUAGUUGAAGUCCGAGAGAGAAUAAGAAUAAAUGGUCAGCCAACUUCCAAGCAAUCAUUUGCUGAUAAUUUAUUUACUGUCUACAAUCGUCUGAUAGCUACCAAAGAUCAAUUCGGUGGUGAGAUGCCUGCCUACUUUCGGUUUCUGACGAUAAUGGCAUUUCAGAUAUUCUUACAAGAAAAGGUUGAUGUUGCUAUUAUAGAAGUUGGAUUGGGUGGGGCGUAUGAUUGCACUAACAUAAUUAAAAAUCCAGUUGCAGUCGGUAUUACAAGCCUUGGUUUAGAUCAUAUCCGUGUCUUAGGAGACACCAUAGACAAAAUUGCCUGGCAGAAGGCAGGCAUAUGUAAGCCAAAUCGUCCGGCAUUCACAGUCCCACAACCUCAAGAUGGAAUGAAAACAAUUUAUGAACGAGCAAAAGAGCUUAAGACUUCUGUUCAUUGCACUCCCAACAUUGAUGAAUAUGACUUCCAAGGUAGACCUCUGAAGUUAGGAUUAGCCGGUGACCAUCAACGCAUCAAUGCGUCACUAGCGUUGCAAUUAUGCAAAACAUGGUUAGAGGAAACGCACCCAGACUUCAUCAGUUUCGAAGAUGUGGACUGGGAACCUAAAUCUAAGAGAGCUCUUAUACAAUGUGAAGGUGAAGGGGACACAGCCAGUGCAUGUGGCAUGCCCGUUAUAUCGCCAUUUGUUGUUCCCCUUGUUUUCAUGCAAGGAUUACAGGACUGCUAUUGGGCUGGCCGUACCCAGACAUUUAAGCGAGAAAACGUAACAUACUACCUCGAUGGUGCGCACACACCACGGAGCAUACAAGCAUGUAUUAAAUGGUUUACAGAAGUUGCCGAAGAGGAGUCAAAGACGAUAGAUGGUCCUGUUGCUAAGGCACUUGUGUUCAAUUCAACUGGAGAUCGAAAAGACAGUGCAUUGAUUUCACCAUUGAUGGCUUGUGUGUUUGAUGGUGUUGCAUUUUGUCCCAACAUUGUUACUGAAGACACAUCAGGGAAUUCAGCAGAUCAAACAAAUUAUAACACCACAUUGAGUAAGCAACUCAACAGAUGUCAGGGGAACAAUGCUAUUUAUGAGUUGCUGUCAAAAACUUCACAUGUACAUCAAAACGAUGUUAGCUCUGAAAGCAAUGGUAUGCCAAAUUCAGGAGGUGUUACAGAAAUAAAUGGAACUAAUAUUAAUUCAGUAGAUUUAAUUAAUAAUGAGAAAGCCAUUGAUGUUACAAGUAAUGGUUCUUCCAAAGUCACUCAACCGAAAGAGCAGGCAAGUGCGAAGAAAGUCGUAAAAAAGAAUGCUGUGUUUGGAUGCAUCUCUAAAGCGCUGCAAUGGUUGGCUGGUUUAAAAGACAGCAAGUUAGGGGGCCCAUUACAAAGUGGUCCAUCUACCCCAGUUCCCUUACAAAAUGCGGUUCACAUUCAGAUUCUUGUCACUGGCAGUCUACAUCUCAUUGGAGGCACGGUUAAGUUAUUGGAUCCAAAAUUGGCAACAAUGCAAGGAGGUGAUACUGAAAUUAAGAAUGGAAAAACAGAAGUUCAAAGGAAUUGAACCUGGUCUGGGUGAUUACUAGUCUCUUCAAACCAAAACCGACGGCACCAAACCAACUGCACCCAAACACUUUGAUAAAUAAUUAAUCAACAAUAAUUCCAGAACUAAUGAUAAUUAAUUAUUAGUCAAAUGAAUUUGAUGCAGAAGUGUAUCUGGGAAGUACAUGAGGAAUGCACAUCAUCCCGAAAAAGCUCAGUUCCCCAUUGAAAAUGUCUGAAGCAAAAAAAAUCACCUUAUUUUUCAACCGUAAUCAUCCCCACUCCACAUUAGCACCCCAAUCAGCCUCGCACAUAUCAAGACUAUUAAAACACCACUGAUUUUAUGAUAAACAUAACAGUAUAGGUAGUUGUUUUAAUAUAUUACUUUUCCAGAGUAGUGUGAAAAGUUGUACAGUACUUCAUUAUGUCAUACAGUACUGCUAUGUCACCUACUAGGGGUAAUGUUUUGAUUGGUUAAAAGUAUGUAUUAUACUUUCUUAUCUGAGAUUAAUCAGUGGACCUUUCGGUACUUCAUUAUGUUCAAUAAAUACAGUACAUUGAAACAUGAAAGUACCUUUUAUUCUCAAAAAUUAAUUCUCUUAUAUACAGUGAUAAGUAAAGUUACCAAAAAGAAUUAAACAAUAAAGUUCAACCUGAAUAAAGUAAUGAUUUGAUGAUAAACUCAACAGCAUCUAUUAAAAAAAAAUAUAUAGCAACUCAGGUAUUUUAACAUUGAUACAUGAUAUAAAUUCAAAAUUUAUUAUUUUUUUAUUAACAAAUACAUAUAUUUAUUUUGUCUUAAAUUUUCAUACCUUAUUAUAUUUUUCAUUGUAAGUAAUUUGCUUCUCUUAAAACAAUAACUUGAUUUUGUAUAGGUUUAGUGUCUACUAGCCCAAUAUUUAUUCAACUAGAUAUACGGAAAUAAUGUUAAUUAAAAAAUACAUUACUGUGGAUCAAGUUGGUUUUGGAACCAGUUGUCUUUUGGGUUGUUGGUUUUAGUACAAGUUGGUUUGAGUCCUAGGUGCUGAACACUGCCCAUAAUUAUACAAGAGCAGAGGCAGAUGGUUGGCCCUUUGAGACAGGACACUGUUGGUUACCACAUCCAUCAUUCUUUGUUGUAAAUUUAUGCGACACCAGUUAGCUGAUGUAAGACAAAUAGACAGUCCUUGCAGUAUGCACUGCAGUAUAUUAAUCAGUGGCAUAUCUAGAAGUCUUGAAAUGGGGGGUGUUCGAAGGUGGGUGGGGAGCCUCGAUGGUCAGUUAAGGGGUGCUAAUAAGGGGAUUUUUAACUACUUGACCAUAAUUUUUGGGGAAUGACUGGGAGAAAGCAAGUAAUUUUUGGAGGGGCGUGCACGCACCCCCCCAGAUAUGCCACUGAUAUUAAUGGCAAAUUACUAUUAUUGUUAAUUUAAGCAGUAAUUGUAACUUGAAAAUGGAAUUGCCAGCAAGAUGAUCUAUGUUAAUAUUUUACAUUUAGUUGCAUUUUUUUUUUGUAGUUUCUGUAAUUUAUUCAUUGUGGGGAGUGAUUUGAACAGCGGUUAUGGUCCAGGAUCUCAACCUUUAAGAGCAGAGCUUUGAUCCUGUGCGUGUGAAUUAUUUGCACCUCCUCCCCAACCAUAGUGGAGCUGAGGUGGUGUAGACUCUUGUGAACCCACUGCCAAAUCCUGCAUCCGCCCCAGCAAUAUGAUUACUACUAGCAGUAAAUGGAUGAGGUUCUCCCACGGGAGGUGAGCAUGCAGAAUUUGAUCCAAUAAUGUGAAGCACAAACAGACUUUGUUGGAUUUCUGCCCCUCACUUUUUGAAAGAAAAGUUUGCUAUUAAAAAGGUGUAAAAUUCUUGCACUAUGAACAAAUGGAUCUUUCUAAUAAUAAUAAUAAUAAUAGUUAGAUUUGUAGAGCACAUCAUGCGAAAAAGCCUCUAUGCGCUUGGUGAUUGAGCUCUUUGAGUUCAUUUUGAGAAAAAAGAAAGUUUUUGAGUUCAUUUUGAGAAAAAAGAAAAUUUAAAGGGCAGUAAGCCUGCCCUUUAAAUAUUGUUAAAGGUCCCACAAAACAAUAGCGUAAAUGUACAUAAACAUUGCAUUUGUGGGGCAAGUGUGCUGGACACGUGCAUAUUCCUGGUCUAGUACUGCUCUGAUUGGUCAGUAAAGGUUGACACUCCAGAAAGGUCUAUUGUAAAUUUGUCAUGCUUUUAUAUUGAGGCAUUCCAAAACCACUCUCAAAACUUAACUCUAUCAGUCACCUUUUUCCACAAAAUAGGUGAAUUAAAGUAACAUAUAAAUGAAUGCAAGUGCAAAGUAAUUGCACUAUAAUUUCUAAUAGUAAAAGCAUUUCUUGGGUGUACAUCAAUGAUAUUAUUCCAGUACUUUAUUAUUAUUUAUAUACUGUAGUAUAAAUGGUUUUUUAAAAGACAUUUUUUUUUCUAUUUGUGAACACUUAUUUUUGUAAUUAAUAAUGUCGGUAUACUGUAAUGAUGUCAUUACAGAGCAUUUAUACUCUUUAAUUUUCAAAUGAUUUUAAGAAUUUAAUGAAAUUAGAAAUUACUGUAUGCAGGUAGCACUGAUAGGAAAGAAAAAAAUCUGUGUCUGUCCUUAUUGAAUUCGUAUUCAUAAAGAUUUUUAUUUUCCACUUGAAUUUUAUUAAUAAAGCACUUUUUAAAAAAACAGA